Messenger RNA from Magallana angulata, 2511 nucleotides. RefSeq names its product peroxidase-like protein. The record is from RefSeq and is a predicted model, not a curated record. The transcript has 12 exons. Gene Ontology annotation, molecular function: peroxidase activity; heme binding. Lineage: Eukaryota; Metazoa; Mollusca; Bivalvia; Ostreida; Ostreidae. Bases 74 to 2467 code for a protein of 797 amino acids. Gene Ontology annotation, biological process: response to oxidative stress.
UUUGCAGCUUUAUUCAACAGUCGCUACUUGCGCUUGAUGCAAACUAAUUCUUGAAGUAUUAUUUUAUUAAGUUAUGUUAAUUAUGUGUCAGAAACAUACAAUAAUGAAGCGAGCAAUUUUCACAACCUUCAUUGCAUAUGUAUGUUUAGUUUUCGAAGCUGUCGCCCAAGGGAACAUUGAUGCUAUUGUCAAUGAUGCUAUGCAGUCUACCUUUCCGGGUGUACCACCAUUGGGACAGAUUCCAGCAAGUCGAAAUCCUAGGGUAGGUAUAGCCUCCAGGCCCGUCUUUGGUCAGGAGUGGGGGCCCGUUCGGUACCUACUCAGAUUAUCUCAGAGUAACCAUCCAUCGACCAAUGUUCUUCUUAUGGAACACGGAGCAAUGGCAUCUCAAGCAUCCAAGAUCAUAGCAAGACACCCUGAAGUUAGCAGUUUCCAAAGGGCGGUAUCAGAUCAACAAAUCUUGCAAAGUUUUGAGAGAGCAUGUCGCCCGUACUGUUACGAGAUGCCCCAAUGUGACUUCAGCGACCCCUACCGACGAACAGACGGACAAUGUAACAACCCGAUCAACCCCCUCCUGGGAGCUUCCUUCACUCCUCAACAGCGAGUCCUACCGAAUGCUUACGAUAAUUUGAUUGAUGCCCCCCGUACACGGUCUGUUGACAACUCCCCCCUGCCCAGUGCCAGGACCGUCAGUAACAGGGUCUUCCAGUGUACCUUAGGGGACAUGACCCCGGUCAGUGCCAAGUUCUCCACAUUCCUCACUCAUCACGGGCAGUUCAUUGACCACGAUGUCAUCUCCACGCCCUCGGAAACACUUUCAACAAAUCAGGCAAUCACGGAUUGCUGUAACCAAGUUGUGGGCUUAAUGAAACCUGAGGCUUGUUUCAUCAUCCCUGUUAACAUAGAGGAGGCAGACCCCUUCUUCCCCCCGUAUCAGACGUGUAUGAACUUUGUACGUCACACCGGCGCUCCGCCCUUGGGGUGUGCAAAUGGUGUACGAGAACAGGUGAACGAGAGAACAUCGUUCGUGGACGGUUCUAUGAUCUAUGGCUCUGACGCAGACAGAGAACAGGAGCUCAGAGCUACAUGUAAUGGACGACUUGCUGUAAAUAAAGAAAAUCUUUUGCCAAUUAACCCCCAGGGAUGUCCAGAAGAAAUACAAGCCAAGUUUCCUUGUUUUGCUGCAGGAGACCACAGACAGAGUGAAACACCGACAUUAACCGUUCCUCACAUCACGUGGUUAAGACGUCACAACUUGAUCGCUGAUGCAUUAAGAGCCGCUACGGGAAUUACAAACGAUGAAAUCCUUUUUCAGGAGACGAAAAGAAUUGUUAUUGCAGAACUACAACACGUUACUUACAAUGAGUUUUUACCGGCAAUACUGGACGAUUUACAUAUGAAUGCAUAUAAUCUACGGUCCAAGCAAGUAGGUCAUGCAGAAAUUUAUAAUCCAGAUGUUGACCCAAGGACCAUUAAUGCGUUUGGUGUGGCAGCAUAUCGAAUGGGUCACAGUUUGGUCCGAAAUACCGUGGGACUUUUGGAGAAUAGUCGCAAAAGGGUUUUCCCUGUGCAAGAACAUUUUGAAGUUCCCGAUAUAAUGUACAAAGGUGGAUAUGAACUUAUGGCUCGCUGGAUGUCAAGGGAGCCGAAGUCAAAAUCGGAUCGAUUUCUGGUCGAUGGUAUCAGGAAUAGGCUGUUUGAAAAUUUUAUUGCAACUACUUCACCUGGCGAAACGCAGUCUUUAGAUUUGGGAGCUCUCAAUGUUCAGAGGGGCCGUGACCACGGCAUUCCGUCCUACAAUGCUUACCGACAGUUCUGUGGACUCCCUAGAGCUAACUUCUUCGCAGUAACACAUGGAGGUUUAGUUAAUCACAGUCCCCGAGCAGCAAACGCACUUAAACUGACAUAUAGACAUCCUGAUGACAUCGAUUUGUUUGCUGGUGGCAUGUCUGAGACUCCUGAAUUAGGCAGUAUACUAGGACCGACCUUUCAAUGUCUGAUAGCCUUCCAAUUCAGUCUUUACAAACAAGGAGAUAGAUUUUGGUACGAGAGGACCUUUCCAGAAAUUCCACUAGCAGCCUUCACAACAGCUCAGCUUGGUCAAAUAAAACAAACCACGUACGCAAAGAUUUUGUGUUCAGUAAUGAGUGACAUAGGAGUCUUUCAUUCCUUCCAACCUAACUUGAUGCUACGUUCCAAUAUUCCUGGAAACUCUCCACUGCCAUGCAAUGUUAUACUGGGAGGUAGUCCUCUUGGAUUUGAUAUAAAUCCAUUCGCCGAUCAAAUUAUUAAGCUUCGCGAAAUGCGAAGGCAAAACCCUUUCCUCGGAGCAAUUUCCCCAUUUAAUCCAGGCAUGCACAAAAUCAUGCAAAUUAUGGGUCAGUUACCACACAGAAAUAACGUUUUCCCUCCUAUUAACUCUGCACGAGUGCCCAAAAUCAGACGGAAACAAAGAAUAGUGUAUUGAAAUUAUUUUUAGAAAGAUGUUACAAAGUUGUAAACGUGCUAGAU